This is a messenger RNA of Scatophagus argus, 3585 nucleotides long. RefSeq names its product lysine (K)-specific demethylase 2Ba (gene kdm2ba). The record is from RefSeq and is a predicted model, not a curated record. Gene Ontology annotation, biological process: regulation of transcription by RNA polymerase II; protein demethylation. The transcript has 10 exons. Bases 129 to 2474 code for a protein of 781 amino acids. NCBI's taxonomy places the organism in Eukaryota, Metazoa, Chordata, Actinopteri, Scatophagidae. Gene Ontology annotation, molecular function: protein binding; histone demethylase activity; transcription coregulator activity.
CACAAUGAACCAGCAGCUGCCCGUGUUGGUUUGAUGUGAGGAGGUGGAGGGGGGGGUGAGCUGAGCUGGAGGCUUGUUCAGCCAUGUUAGUUUUCUCUGGUGUUCACAAACGAUGAGAGAGAGGAGCCAUGGCCUUGUCAUUGAGCGGAGACGAUGAGGAAUAUGAUUCAGAGUCUGAGCAGCAGCGAGCAGCGGCCAACCGGCCGAAGCCCAAGAUGGGGACGUCGUCGGCCGUUAAGCUGCCGUCCAGCCGCAGCUCGUCCGGAGCCCGACGCAGGAGGACGCGCUGCCGAAAGUGCGAGGCGUGCCUCCGGACCGAGUGCGGAGAGUGUCACUUCUGCAAGGACAUGAAGAAGUUUGGAGGGCCGGGACGCAUGAAGCAGUCCUGCAUCAUGAGACAGUGCAUUGCGCCGGUUCUGCCCCACACGGCGGUGUGUGUGGUGUGUAAAGAGGCAGGGAAAGAGGACACACUGGAGGAAGACGAGGACAAGUUCAACUUCAUGCUGAUGGAGUGCUCCAUCUGCAACGAGAUCGUCCACCCCAACUGUCUCAAGGUGAGCGAUGCCUCCGGAGUCGUGAACGACGAGCUCCCUAACUGCUGGGAAUGCCCCAAAUGCAACCACGCUGGGAAAAGUGGAAAAGUAUUGAAGCAAAAAAGGGGUCCAGGCUUCAAGUACGCCUCCAACCUCCCUGGCUCUCUGCUGAGGGAACAGAAGCCUGUGAAGGAGGAGGGGGACACUUCCUCUGCAGCCAAGAGGAGACCAGACAGAGAGGAGACGCCCAGAUACAGACCUGAGGAGUCUGUGCACCGACAGCCACCGCUGCUCUCCCCCUGCAACCUGCCCCGGCCCAGGCCUGAGGACAAACUGAGGAAGAAGAGGAAGCUGUUUGAUGAUGAUGAGGAAGAGGAUCUUGGCGUGAGGAAGAAGGAAAAGUCAGACGAUCCAUACUUUACCAAACUCGUGCACCAGAUCAAGAAAGAGGAAGAGGACGAAGACGCAUAUGAGGAGGAGAACGAAGAAAGAAGGGAGCCUCACUUCCGGAGUGCUGUAGAGAGGAAAGGCCGUUUUGGAGAUGCUGAAGAAGAAGGGGAUGACAAGGACUCCAAGAAUGAACUUUUGAAUUCCUUCAAUAAAACUCCUGUUGGAGACAGCGACCAGUCUCACUGCAGCUCUCCGCAGGCCGGCCCCAGCAGCGAGGGCGGAAGUGAGACGCAGGAGAAAGGUCCACGUCCGAAAGCUCGCCGUAAGCGGCGUUUACCUAACAGAGAGCUGAGUCGAGAGCUGAGCAAAGCACUGAACCAGGAAAUCCAGAAGACGGAGGACAGCCUGGCCACAGAGAACCGCCAACCCCUCAAGGUGGAGCCGGAGACUGAAAACGAGGAGCCCAAGAGGUUGUUCCGGAACGGCAGUGAACUCGGGGAUCAGAGGGCCCACCUCAAGACCAAAGAAAUGAACGGGACCCCCUGGGAGCUGCGCCACUUCUACCCGAGUCAGAUCACUCCGCUGGGCUUCAACAGGAGCACCCCAACCAACCGGCCGGUGCCCCCACACUCCCCGCCCAAGUGUGUCCAAAUGGAGCGGCACGUCAUCCGGCCCCCUCCCAUAAGCCCGCCCCCUGACAGACUGCCUCUACACGAUGGUAAAACACACAUCAUACAGCGCGAAGUGUGGAUGAGGAUCUUCAGCCAUCUCACACACAAAGAGCUGUGUGUCUGUAUGAGAGUCUGCAAGACGUGGAACAGAUGGUGCUGUGAUAAGAGACUUUGGACUGUGAUUGAUCUGAACCGCUGCACCUCCAUCACCCCACUCAUGCUGAGCGGGAUCGUCCGCCGACAGCCGCUUUCCCUGGACCUUAGUUGGACCAACAUUUCCAAGAAACAGUUAAGCUGGCUUAUCAAUCGAUUGCCAGGUCUACGAGUGUUAAAGUUAUCAGGGUGUUCCUGGGCUGCUGUAUCUGCACUCUGCACCUCCAGCUGCCCUCUGCUGCGCACUCUGGAUGUCCAAUGGGUGGAGGGACUCAAAGACCCACAGAUGAGGGACCUCCUCUCUCCCCCCACAGACAACAGACCAGGACAACUGGACAACCGCUGCAAGUUGCGGAACGUGGAGGACCUGCGGCUGGCGGGGCUGGACAUCACUGACACGUCUUUACGUCUCAUCAGCCGGCAGAUGCCUUUGCUGUCCAAUCUGGACCUGAGCUACUGCAACCAUAUCAACGACCAGUCGGUCAACCUGCUGACAGCAGCAGGGACCACGACCAGAGACUCCCUCACAGAAAUCAACCUGUCAGUCUGUAACCGGGUCACAGAUCAUUCCCUAAACUUCUUCAAGCGCUGUGGAAGCAUCUGUCAGAUCGACCUUCGCUUCUGCAAGCAGGUGACCAAGACGGCCUGCGAGAGGUUCAUCGCCGAGAUGUCCGUGAGCGUACCGUUCAGUCUGAAAGAGGACAAACUGCUGCAGAAGUCAAGCUAGUUCCUAACAGGACAGAAAUCACAAAAGACUCUCUUUGCACUUAAUGGAACAGUUCUUUCUUUUCUUUUCGAAGCGGUCCUGUGAUGAGUCCCCGAACCAGCGUCGCGGUAAACAAACUGAAAGGAUUUCUGGACAGAGACUUUAGACGGACUGAAGAGGUGAUCAGCAUUCACUGGACAGAUAAAGAGGAAACAGCAUGCAUGCUAUUUGUGUUGAGAUUGUACUUUUUAUAAAGAUAUGCUUCUGAUUGGCUGUCGGGUUGUUUAUUUUUAUUCUUUAAAUAUCUGAAAAACACAGUAUUUUUAUACAAGUAUCAUUUCAUGAGUUUACAGCGUCUCAGGAGCUAAAUAUCGCAGAGAGUGUGAACUUUAUUCAUCCUCCUCUGUGUGCCAAACUCUGUAUUUGACAUUAACAUAACUUCAGUAUCAGACAGAAAGAUAACAUGUACAGUAAUAAAUAUCUGACUAUAUUAUCAUAAAUACUUAAGAAUGUAUUUCAGGAUAAGAUUUCAGUGAUAAAACAGAGUAUUUCAGAUUCCUGUUACACCUUCAUGGCCUCAUUCACCGUAAUACUUUUAUGAACUGUUGAGUGUUGUUUCACAGGGUUUUACCAACAUUUCAACAUUAACUUAUUGACUUUUUUAAAAUUUUACUACAGUUUGUAUUUAUUCCUGUAUUCAGUAACUUGACAUGGAUGUCUCAGAGCUGGGUCAAAUAAUUUAUCAUGGGUGGUUUGAGCCUGAUGCAGCAUCCAGUUGGUGGGGGGUUUAACACACAGACGCCAGCAGCAGGAAGCUGGCGGCCAGCUUGUCUGACGUUGUCUUUCUAUGAUGCAGUCAACCCGACACAUCUGGUUCUCCAUACAGGUUUAAAUAAACAACAAAGUGAAAGACUUUUGCAAAAAAAAAAACAAAAAAACAACAACAACAAAAAAACCAAACCUCAUUUGCUUGUGUUUAAAUAAUGACUCCAUACGGUCGGUGUUGUGUGUACUUUGGAGUGUGUUGUGCAGUAACCUAUCACCUCAGGUGAACGUGAUAACGUUAUAUAUUUGUAAACCCACAAACGAAGUGCUAAUACCAGUAUGCAUUAAAAGAAAUUCAUUUGUACCA